AUCCGUGUGUCCUCCCCUCCCCCUCCCCCCCCUGCAAGCCUCACUUGGCGAUGAGUGCCCCCUCGAGCGGCGCGCAUUAUGACAGCUACCAUCGGCUGGGCCCAGCCGAUGAGGGCCAGGACGCCGCCACUGAGCCGCUUCUUGACCUGGAGGCUGGCACCCUGGAUGGUGCUCCCGACGCGCCAGGACCCCCGGCCACGCCGCCGGGCUUGGCCCGUUUCCUGUGGGUCCGCCUCUCCCCGGGGGUGACCUCCUCGAAUGCCAUCGGCUUCUACCUGGCCUCCUUCCUCACCAUCAUGUGCUUCACCUUCGUCAACAGCGCCCAAACAUACCUGCUGGAUUCGAUGCUCAACGUGCCCGAGGAGAAGAUCGGCAUCUACACCGGCAACCUGGGCUUCUACAGCGAGCUGGCCAUCAUCCUGCUGGUUACUCCGUGGGGGGCCUUCUCCGACGCGGCUGGCCGUCGCAUCACCUUCGUCCUGGGCCUGACCCUGAUGGCCUUCGCUUUCAUCAUGUUCCCCUUUGCCCCGACCUACAGCAUCCUGGUGGCCGUUCGCAUGUUCUACGCCCUCGGUGCCUCGGCCGCGGCCCCCUGCCUUACCAGCACCCUCAGUGAUUACAUCUGGCGCGAGGACAAAGGAUCGGCCAGUGGCAUCCUGGGCUUCUUCUCCGGCCUCGGGGCCCUGACGGCGGUCUUUGUCUUUCUGCGCAUCGCCGAUCUGAGUGAGGAUGCUCGCGGUACUGACGGUGCCGGCGUGGCCAUGUACCUGUGCACCGCACUGUCGGUCUUCCUGCUGACCAUGGUCGUGCUGGUGCUGCUUCAGCCGAUCACUUCGCAGCGGCACUCGGCCACCGCCACCUGCCCACCGGCCCCGAGCAAGACGCAGGAGCAGGAGCAGCAGGCCCAGCGGCAGCGCGACUCGGAUGGCAUCUCCGAGCCCAAGGCGGGCUCUUUCCAAAAUCCCUCCUCCUCACCGCUGGCCCCCUCCUCGCCGGAUCUGUGCCACUGUGAGAAUGACCUGCCUCCUGGGUCCGGCGUUGGCGAGGCGGCGGCGGCGGCGUCGUCACCACCGCCGACCACCCUCGGCCGUCUGCGCGCUUUCAUGCCUUUCGACACUUGGCUUGAGGGGAUGCGCGCCGGCGCGUCGGAUCCCCGCCUGGCUCUCGGGUUCCUGGCCGGGCUCGUUGCUCGCGGGGACUCGCUCGUCCUGACGACCUUCCUGUCGCUGUGGGUUUAUGACUAUGCCACGGAGAACAGCGGCCUGACGCCCGGCGAAGCCAGCGCCCUGGCCGGGCAAAUUAGCGGCAUCGCACAAACCUGCGCCCUGGCUUUCAGCCUGGUGGCCGGCUGGCUGUCCACCCGCCUGGACCCGGUCCUGUCGCUGCUGCUCCAGUCGAUGAUCGCUGUCGUCGGCUACUCGGCCAUGGCGAUGCUCACCGACCCGACGGAUACCAUGGCCCUGGUGUUUGCGUGUGUUCUGGGCGUCGGGGAGAUCGGCAUCAUCGUGUCGGCACAGGCCCUGGUCACGCGCCGUGCGCCGUCCGGCAUCCGUGGCGCCGUGGCCGGGACCUACAGCCUCUUCGGCUCGGUGGGCAUCCUCCUGUGCAGCAAGCUGGGCGGGUAUCUGUACGAUGUGUGGCGCCCGAGUGCGCCGUUCGCCAUCUUCGCCUUCUUCAAUGGGCUGGUUGUGGUGUGUGCCGGUGCGCUGUCUCUGUACGAGCGUGUGUACGGGCCCCGGGGCCAGACCCCCUGGGUGGCCGAGCUGCCGGAUGCCGUGACCCCGGCCACGGAGAAGCCCCCCAGGGAGGAGCACUGAUGGCCAUGCUUUUUCCAUGGCCCUGGCCGCGCUUUUCCGGCCCCCCUCCUCUCGCGCCUUUUUCUUGCGCACAUGUGCGCGCACCUGCGCUCCAGCAUGCCCGCACCCCCCCCCC
Fonticula alba is the source of this 1932-nucleotide messenger RNA. RefSeq lists its product as hypothetical. Gene Ontology annotation, molecular function: transmembrane transporter activity. The transcript is spliced from 4 exons. The record is from RefSeq and is a predicted model, not a curated record. Gene Ontology annotation, biological process: transmembrane transport. NCBI's taxonomy places the organism in Eukaryota, Rotosphaerida, Fonticulaceae. Bases 51 to 1817 code for a protein of 588 amino acids.